AUGGCCUUACGGAGCUAUGGCGCUUGUGUCCUCUGUCAGAAGGUGUCUGUCGUGAGGAUGAUCUACAGGGGAGUGAACGAAGCUGCACACCCACAGCCCCAGGUAGAUUUCCUUAAAGGACAAAUACACAAGAAGCACCCAGGUGUGACCAACCUGAAAAAUCUGCGCCUACCUGAAGAACUCCAGAUGGCUGCCAGGUCGAUUAUUCGUGGAGCUCAGGUGAAUCGGUUAACUGAACGCGCUCAAAGCCUCACAAACUUCCUGUGGAGCAGAAAACGAGCAGUCGACAGUCCGACUCUGAGGAAGAAAGCCGUGAGCCUGGAGAGGCAGCUCUGGGAGAAAGCGAUGGAGAAGAGAGGAGAUGUAGAUGAACAAGCACUGGCGGACCGCAUCAGGACAAGAGUGUUUUCAGAGCUGAGAAGAUCCACAUAUCACUGGACUCCCAUGAAGUACGAUGAAGAGUUAGGUGUGGUGUACAUGGCGGCUCGGAUGGCUGGAUGCUAUGCAGCAGUGAGGAGAGCUAUGAAUGAGAUAAAGAAGAGGGAUCCGUCUUUUGCUCCGCACUCUCUCCUGGACUUUGGUUCAGGGCUGGGAACAGUUGUCUGGGCGUCACACUCGUACUGGGGCGACACUUUAAAGGAGAUGGUGUGUGUGGACAGCUCUGGGCCAAUGAACAUUCUCGCAGAGCGACUUCUCAAAGGCGAUGAUGAGCAGGCUGAACCUCACAUCAAACAUGUCUAUUUCAGACAGUUCCUCCCCGUCUCUCCGAAGGUGCAGUUUGACUUGGUGGUCGCGGCCUUCACCCUCUCAGAGCUUCCCAGUGUGAAGGAGCGAGAAGACGUCGUGCUCACUCUGUGGAGAAAGACAAGCUCGUAUCUGGUUCUGGUGGAAAACGGGACCAGAGAGGGCCAUCAGAUGCUUAUGGAGGCCAGAGACACUUUAUUAACGAAACAGGAGCAGACCCUUCAUGACACCAGAGCAGCGUCCGUGUUUGCUCCAUGUCCUCAUGAAGCGAUGUGUCCUAAACUGGCCGUUGAACACGUCACCCCUUGCAACUUCCGGCAGCUGUACCAACCUCUGCCAAAGCCUGGGCACAGUGAUCAAGCGGUAGAGAUGUUCAGCUACCUGAUUCUGACCCGGACAGGGCCAGCAGAGGCAGAAACGGAGGGCGUGAACUGGGCCAGGCUGAUCGCACCUGUGCAGCGCAGAACAAGACAUGUCCACUGUCGACUGUGCAGCCCAGACGGACAACUACAACACCUGGUGGUGACGGCACGAAAGCACAGCAGAGAUAUCUACCGCUGUGCUCGGAGCAGCGACUGGGGAGAUCAAGUGCCAAUAAUUCCAGAAGUCGAUGAUGUCGAUGAUGACAUCCAGACUGAUUCAGAGUGACGAUUCAGCGAAAAACAGAGCAAAGAGACUCAUUCUUCAGACUUCUGAAAUAACGAAAACUGCCGUCAAAGGACUCAUCGGCUUCAACAGAAGCUUUCUGUUUCCUUACUGGAACUGUUAAAAUAUUGACUCACUUCAAUAAAAAAGUACUUUACCCAG
Acanthopagrus latus (yellowfin seabream) is the source of this 1551-nucleotide messenger RNA. RefSeq names its product methyltransferase like 17 (gene mettl17). Gene Ontology annotation, cellular component: mitochondrial small ribosomal subunit. The transcript has 14 exons. Bases 1 to 1392 code for a protein of 463 amino acids. The record is from RefSeq and is a predicted model, not a curated record. Gene Ontology annotation, molecular function: methyltransferase activity; structural constituent of ribosome. Lineage: Eukaryota; Metazoa; Chordata; Actinopteri; Spariformes; Sparidae. Gene Ontology annotation, biological process: translation.